AUGAGGUCCCUCGCUCUAUAUUCGAGCUGCCUAGCAGCGCUUUCGAGCUUCGCCUGCGCCGAAUUGAACCUCUCACAGCCGUUGCUGUCGAAGCAGGUGCUCCCCAGCACAUUCAAGCCGUCGCAGGUCUUCAAGAACGUCAACUUGGUUCGCAACACGAACCUGGACAAGUCAUACCCGAGAGAAACGAUCAAUGUUAUCAUAGAAAACAUUGAUUCCAAGCCGCAAUCGGAAUACUACCUGCCAUUCGAGACAAGCUUGAUAUCGAGAGUCGGCGGGUUGGAGGUCAAGGACAAGAAGGACGCAGACAAGGGCUCCUUUAAGGUAGAGGUCGUAGGGCUUGAUGCCCAGAGUUCGACCGAGUUCUAUUUGAUCCACCUCCCCACUCCCCUCGCGCCCAAGGAGCAACAAACCCUCAGCAUAUCAUACUCUGUCCUCUCUGCGCUCGCGCCGGUCCCUGCGAAGAUAGGUCAAUCCGAGAAGCAAUACGUUCAAUACACCUUCAGCGCUUAUACGCCGUCCGCCUACGUCACCGAGAAACAGAAGACGAAGCUGAAGUUCCCCAGUGGUGACGUUCCCGACUACACGACCCUUCCUGCCGAGCUUAACGCCGAAAAGAAAGCAGACCCGCAGAAGCAGGGCUCGACUUUCACAUACGGGCCGUAUAACGAUAUUCCAGCUGGUGCUGAGCAGGACGUCAGCGUGCGCUAUGAGUUUACGAAGCCAAUAACCCAUGCUUCGCUUCUAGAGCGUGAUCUUGAGGUCUCGCACUGGGGUUGCAACUUGGCCUCGGAGGAGCGCUAUUGGCUCGCCAACCAGGGUGCCGAGCUUAAGAACCACUUCUCCCGCGUCGAGUGGCAGAAGAAUCAGUACCUGAACCCUGCUUCUUCAGCGUUGAAGGGGCUCAACCUUCCCUUGCACCCCGGCGCCGUGGAUGCAUAUUUCACCGACGACAUCGGUAACGUGUCCACCUCACGCUUCCGACCCGGCAAGAAGGAGAACCUGUUGGAAUUGAAGCCUCGCUACCCCGUUUUUGGAGGCUGGAAAUACAGCUUCCGGGUUGGCUGGAACGCCGACCUUAGCACCUACUUGCGCAAGCUUAGCAAGGGCGACACCUAUGUAUUGAAGGUCCCCUUCCUUGAGGGUCCCCGCCUUCCUGAAGGUAUCCAAUAUGCAAAGGUGCAUCUUCGCGUCAUUCUUCCUGAGGGCGCCACCAACGUCAAGUACUCUACCACCGUGCCGCUGGUCGAUAGCAAGACGAGCAUCCACAAGACUUUCAUGGACACAUUGGGCAGGUCUACUUUGGAACUGCAUGCCAUCAAUAUCAUGGACGAGUUCAGGGAGCGGGAUCUGAUUGUAACGUAUGAUUACCCGUGGACUGCAGGUUACAGGAAGCCGGUCGUCAUUACGCUCGGCAUGUUCGCCGUUUUCGUAGCGACCUGGGUACUGGGCAGCAUGGACACAAGCAUUGGAAAGUCCAAGAAGGCUUGA
Messenger RNA from Didymosphaeria variabile, 1491 nucleotides. RefSeq names its product dolichyl-diphosphooligosaccharide--protein glycosyltransferase subunit 1 (gene OST1). The record is from RefSeq and is a predicted model, not a curated record. The transcript is spliced from 2 exons. Gene Ontology annotation, cellular component: membrane; oligosaccharyltransferase complex. NCBI's taxonomy places the organism in Eukaryota, Fungi, Ascomycota, Dothideomycetes, Pleosporales, Didymosphaeriaceae. Bases 1 to 1491 code for a protein of 496 amino acids.